This is a messenger RNA of Xenopus laevis (African clawed frog), 4367 nucleotides long. It is a transcript of the gene socs6.S, whose product is annotated as suppressor of cytokine signaling 6 S homeolog. Lineage: Eukaryota; Metazoa; Chordata; Amphibia; Anura; Pipidae. The coding region runs from base 2398 to 3999 and encodes 533 amino acids. The transcript has 2 exons. Gene Ontology annotation, biological process: intracellular signal transduction; regulation of growth; phosphatidylinositol phosphate biosynthetic process. Gene Ontology annotation, molecular function: 1-phosphatidylinositol-3-kinase regulator activity. The record is from RefSeq and is a predicted model, not a curated record. Gene Ontology annotation, cellular component: phosphatidylinositol 3-kinase complex; cytosol.
UGGUCGUGACAGGUUACCAUAGCAAUGUGAUUGUUGUUCCACGUUUCUCCUCUUGCUUUAGCUUGGUAGCUUCUCUGAGCAAUCCUCAGAACAAAAACGAAAGUGUUUUGUCUGGCUGGGGUCUAUAUUGGGCGUUGAAAGUGUGACAUGAAGGAGUCAUAGGGAGGAAUUAAGUUGCCGCAUGCACACUUUCAGACCGGGAGAAAGAAGAUAUGAUGUGACCUUAAGUAAAAUGGCAGCCGCAAAGUCCACAGUGGUUUUUUUCAAUGUGCCUGUACAAUUAAACUAAACCGAAUUUGCUACUCAAACUAUGGCGUUUCCGGAGGAGGGAAUGCACAGUUUGCAGUAACAGUAUAAAAAUACAUUUCCUUUUCCUUUAAUACAAAGUUUGCAUUGAUGCGAAAAUGUUUUCUAAUUCUGCUCAAAAAGUGACUGGAAGAAAGAUAUAGGUGCUAUUUUAUGGGCUUUUACCUGCUCUUGAGGUCUCAUUAUUUUAUUUCCGUAUGUAUCUUUUGUAUUGUAUUAUAUUAAUCUACAAAUCUUUUGAUUGAUCAAGAAAUAGCUUGUUUUAAUUGCAUACCAUGCUACAGUUUUUGUAAUUGUUCCUAGCAACCUUUUUAUUCAUAUCUAAUUUUAAGAUUAAGUUCUUCUGGUCUGAUAUGUUAUUUAACUGUGGUGUGCUGUAUACUGGAAUUUUAAUUUGAAUGUUUCCUAUGAAAAUUAUGUAACUCUGGAUACCUUAAAUGAACAUAGUUUGUGAUUUUUUUUUUUUUUUUCCUUGUGGUUUUUAAAUGGCAUCUAUACCUUUCUAACAAUUCUAAUUUCUUCUCAUUUCUUGGGUGUUGGCUAAGGAACGUUUAAUCUAUUAAGGGGUGUCACUACACAGGAACAUUAAGGCAUAAUUUUUACUUAAUUUAAUCUUCUUUAGCUCCCUAUUAAACACAAGUGAACUGAAAAAAUUAUGGUAUCCUUAGCUGAGAAGAAAUUCUCAAUUUAUUUUCUUGUACUUAAAUACAGUAGGUAAUAUUUUAAAAAGCAGUGUAUUUUUUGCAAAAUGUAUAUGUACUUCUGAAAUAGUAUAAAUUAAGUAAUAAUCUUUCCCUUCCCCAGCUGAAGCCUUUGUUAGACUAUGAGUUGAAGAUAAGCUAACUAUACAGGCACUUCUCAGUGGACUUAAGAUUUGUUUCAAUUGUGCUUAUAUGGACCAGAAGCAGGAUGGGACUUUUCUCUCUGCUUGUAUUUUUAAUAGGCAGGAGGAGAGAAACGGAUCCGCUCCUACCGUAUAUACUCGUGUAUAAGCCGAGGUACCUAAUUUUACUUACGAAAACCUGAAAAACUUAUUGACUCGAGUAUAAGCCUAGACACAACUAAGACCGUUGGACAAGCAGGUAUAGCCAGUAAUUUUUUGGCAAAAUUAAACUACAUUUCAUUCUUUUUAUUAACAGAAAGUUGCCAUGUAUAAUAUACAUUGUGCUGCAAUCACUACAGCGCAAAACUAAAUCACUGAAAAUGUGUCCCCCCCAGUGGAUUUAUAUUACCAUACAGACAUUUUUCAGCUGAGACAAAAUAUACUGAAAGAAAUAUAUUGAGAAGACAGCUGCCUUACCGGAAUAAAUUUGCUCUAACAGGAGAGGAGAGGAAGCUGCUCCCUGUAGUAGGCGCCAAGUGCCUUCAAAGAUUUUUCGCCGGUGUUGCCGGGUUGCCCAGAGUUUUUAUCGGGUGGGAGGGGAAGCUGCUCUCUGCUGCUGGGCCCAUUAAAAGAUUAAUUCAUUCGCUGGGGUAGGGGCGAGCCGGAGAUGCUGGCAGGCGGAAGGGGAGAGCCGGCGAUACUGCUGUCUGCAGCAAGCGCCUGGCCCCUUCAAGAUUUUUUGUCAGGGGCGGCCCUGAGUUACUGGUGCGCAGGAGGGGAGAGUCGGGGAUACUACUUACUGCAGCCGGCGCUGUGCCCCUUCAAGAUUUUUCGCAGGGAGGUCCGGGCCCAGAGUUGUUAUGUCGCUGAUGUCGCAUGAUGAUGUCACGUGCGCACCACCGCGACUUCAGCCGGCAGCGCUCCACACACUUCUUGUUUAAAGUUCCGCACUGCUGCUCCUCCUGCGCCGGAAAUCAACGCCAUUGUUUCUGGCUGGGAGGGGGGUGUUCCCCAUUAGCUCCUAAGGAUCGGGCCCAAUGGAUGGGUUGCGGGCCCCAUCCGGGGUGCAGGGGCACGGGACUCCAGUCAGUAGCACAGCUACAGAUCAUGUGGGAUACAGAUUCAAAGUUCCUCUGCAAAUUUACCGGUGAUGGUUAUAAAACCUAAAUGACGCCUUACAUACAAAGAAAAGGUGUAAUUAAUGGCAAUGUGCAACGACUAAUCUACUGGAAAAGUCCAAAAGAAAAAGCAUCUGCUUGUUUGCCACAAUGAAGAAAAUCAGUCUAAAAACAUUUCGAAAGUCUUUUAAUUUCAAUAAAGGCAAAGAAGAAAAUGACUUUGUAAUGGUACAGCAGCCAUCAAUGACAAACAAUUUUGGGAAAGAUGACUCCUUGUUUGGUAGCUGUUAUGGUAGAGAUUUAACAGGAUGUGAAAUAAGUAGUGAGGAUGAAAAAAAUGGGAAGAAUAGGCCAAAAAGCGAAAGCUUGAUGGGUACUUUAAAAAGGCGUCUUUCUGCUAAGCAGAAACAAAAAGGAAAGAGCAGUACAUCUGGAAACUGUGCAGAGGAAGAUACAUUUUCAUCAUCUUCUGCUCCUAUAACUUUAAAAGAUGUCAGAGCACAGAGGCCUUUACGAUCAACGUCCCUCCGUACACACCAUUAUAGUCCAACUCCUUGGUCAUUGCGGCCAACCAAUUCUGAAGAGACUUGCAUAAAAAUGGAGGUUAAAGUAAAGGCAUUGGUUCACUCAUCUAGUCCAAGCCCAGCACUGAAUGGAGUUCGAAAGGACUUUCAUGAGUUGCAGUCAGAUAAUGUUUUUCAGGAACAAAGUAAUGCAUUGAAAAGUACUGAGUCACAAAAUGGAGACUUGCAUCUACAUAUUAAUGAACAUGUGCCUGUAGUUAUAGGACUUAUGCCUCAGGACUAUAUACAGUAUACUGUGCCUUUAGAUGAGGGAAUGUAUCCUUUGGAAGGAUCACGUGCUUUCUGUUUAGACAGUUCUUCACCUAUGGAAAUAUCAACCAUACCUUCUCAAAUUAGAAAUAGUUUUCAUGAAGAUGAAAAUCAGUUAACACCAGAUGUAGCCGUGGCACCAGACAUAUUUGUGGACCAGGCUGUUAAUGGUCUGUUGCACACAACCAGCGGAGUCCUGUUUCAAAACUCCAGGGUUAAUCACAAUGAUGUCCCUCCACUUUCACCAUUGCUACCUCCUGUUCAAAAUAGUCAGAUCCCAAGGAACUUUGCAGGACUUAAUAGCACAGAUGGAAACAUAGCUGAAAAUAUACGUUGUCAUUUGAAUUUUGAUCCCAGUACUGCUCCCGGUGUUGCCCGUGUUUAUGAUUCAGUGCAAAAUAGUGGACCUAUGAUAGUUACAAGCCUAACGGAAGAACUUAAAAAACUUGCCAGACAAGGUUGGUACUGGGGACCUAUAACACGUUGGGAAGCAGAAGAAAAGCUGGCUAAUGUUCUGGAUGGUUCUUUCCUGGUUCGAGACAGUUCUGAUGACCGUUACCUUUUAAGCUUAAGUUUUCGAUCUCAUAGCAAAACACUUCAUACUAGAAUUGAACACUCAAAUGGAAGAUUUAGUUUUUAUGAACAGCCAGAUGUUGAAGGACACACUUCAAUAGUGGAGCUAAUUGAACAUUCCAUCAGAGACUCGGAAAAUGGAGCUUUUUGCUAUUCCAGGUCUCGAGUGCCAGGAUCUGCAACAUAUCCAGUAAGACUGACAAAUCCAGUGUCACGGUUUAUGCAGGUGCGAUCUUUGCAGUACCUGUGCCGCUUUGUCAUACGUCAGUACACAAGAAUAGACCUGAUUCAAAAACUGCCUUUGCCAAACAAAAUGAAGGAUUAUUUACAGGAGAAGCACUACUGAACUUAAGGGAAAUUUGCAACUUGCACUUUGGGAACAAAGAGAUUUAAAUACAGUUUACAAACUUGCAUUCAUAUCCGAAUAUUUUGCUACCUUACCAAUAUUUUAAUUAUUUUUUUUUGGAGGGGGGGGGGAGUUAAUGAGUCUAAUGCUUAUUUUCUUCAUUUUUUAUUUUGAAAGAAAAUCUCAGCAAUUGUGUGAAGCCACCAUUUUAUCAGCAUUCAGAAAUAAUCACAAUGUGAAUUUAUUAGUCUCUUAUUUUUUCAUGUUGUUAGCUGCUAUCCACUGUGACUAUUAUGCAUCAAAAGCACACAUUUAAUGUGUUCUUGCCACCGCUGACAUUAAAUUAAACAUGUAGAUUUGGAACUUUA